UUCAUGUAAACAAGAUGGCGGAAAGUCCUGAUGAACCACACUACAAAUCAGAUCCUGAACGAAUAGAACGGUUAUUUAAAGAUCUAGAUAAAAAUGGAGACGGUAAAAUAGAUAUCAAUGAAUUGGCUGAAGGGCUGAAAAGGUUUCACGGGGCAAGAUACAGACCAGGGCAGGCUCAACAUGUUAUGAUCCUUGGAGACCAGAAUCUAGACGGUCACAUGUCAUUUGAAGAGUUUGUCAAAUUUACUACAGAUCAUGAGAUGAAACUGUGGCUCGUAUUUAAAAGUGUUGAUGAAAAUAAUAGUGGUAGUGUAGAUGCUUCAGAACUGAAAAGUGCUUUUGAAAAAAUGGGUGUCAAAGUCACCCAACAAGAGGUGGAUCUGCUCAUUAAAGGGAUGGAUUUAGAUAAGACAUUAAAAGUAAACUGGAAUGAAUGGAGAGAAUAUCAUUUAUUAAACCCUAGUGGACAUAGUAUGCAUGAUAUAAUACAGUUCUGGAGACAUGCUAUCUGUAUAGAUAUCGGAGAGGACAUGCUAAUUCCUGAUGAAUUCACAGAAGCAGAGAAGGUAUCAGGAAUGUGGUGGAGACAGCUUGUUGCAGGUGCUGGUGCUGGUGUAGUUUCAAGAACAGCAACUGCGCCACUAGACAGACUCAAAGUGAUGUUACAGGUUCAAGCAUCUCAAAAAAAUAGAAUCGGAGUUGUAUCAGGAUUUAAGAUGAUGUUAAGAGAAGGUGGGAUCAAAUCAUUAUGGCGAGGAAAUGGAGCUAAUGUUAUUAAGAUCGCACCAGAAUCAGCAAUCAAAUUCUUUGCUUAUGAAAAGGCUAAAAAACUUGUAUGUUCAGAUGAAAAACAGCUUGGUGUAGCAGAACGCUUAGUUGCAGGUUCCAUGGCUGGUGUUGCUUCGCAGACUAGUAUAUACCCGCUAGAGGUGCUCAAGACCAGACUCGCUCUCCGUAAGACAGGACAAUACCGAGGCCUUGUCCAUGCAGCAAGUGUGAUCUAUCAAAAAGAAGGCUUGCGUAGCUUCUACAGAGGGCUGUUCCCCAGUUUAUUGGGUAUUAUACCAUAUGCAGGAAUAGAUUUAGCUGUUUAUGAGACACUCAAAAAUUUCUAUCUUAACUAUCACAAGAAUGAAUCAGCAGACCCAGGGGUAUUGGUAUUACUAGCAUGUGGUACAGCAUCAAGUACGUGUGGACAGCUGGCUAGUUAUCCUUUGUCUUUAGUCAGGACUAAACUACAAGCACAGGCUCGUGAGCGUGGCACCGCCUCUGGAGACAACAUGGUUUCUUUAUUAACGAGAAUAUUCAGAGAAGAUGGAGUGCGAGGACUCUAUAGGGGACUCGCACCGAACUUCAUGAAGGUUGCACCUGCAGUCAGUAUUAGCUAUGUAGUAUAUGAGAACCUUCGCAUGGGACUAGGAGUCAUUUGAGAUAAUCGCUACAUGCUUUGAGCAUUUGGAGAAAUAUUGAAUUGAUGCUUUGAUGAAAAUAGCAGACAAUAUGAAUAAAAGAACGAGAUCCACAAGUUUGAAGAAAACUUGAAAAAAACAACACAGAGGACUAAUAUCUAUUACAGGAAAUAUAUUAUCGAGGUCAAAGGUAAAAGAGUGCUUCAUUCAUAUACAGUGUAUAAGCAAAUCAUGAAGACUUAUGCUACGGAGGAGAGAAAUGUACAGCGGAUUACCGCAAAUGCUUAUUCUAUUAGUGCGUCAAAACGUACAGAACGAUGUCUCUUAAUUAGUAUCUUCUAGAUAGCCAAUCAGAACCACGAAAAUAAACACCAACCAAUCACAUUGCUUGAUAAAGGACGUCAUUUAACCUUCAUGAUGGUAGCCAGUCAGAACCACGAAAAUGAACACCAACCAAUCACAUUGCUUGAUAAAGGAAGUCAUUUAACCUUCAUGAUGGCAGCCAGUCAGAACCACGAAAAUAAACACCAACCAAUCACAUUGCUUGAUAAAGGAAGUCAUUUAACCUUCAUGAUAGCAGCCAAUCAGAACCACGAAAAUAAACACCAACCAAUCACAUUGCUUGAUAAAGGACGUCAUUUAACCUUCAUGAUGGUAGCCAAUACGAAUCAUGAAAGGGAACACCAAUCACAUUGCUAGAAUUUGGAAGCCAUUUAAAUGCCAUGGUAGCAUUCUUUUCUUCACGGCUACUAAAAAAAUCCACUCGACGGACAUCUCAAUUCUAAAUGAAUAACACUUUUUAGUUUUACACCGUAUGUGUAUGUUGUAAAACGUCUUUUAUGUUCAAGGUGAGCGCGACGCAUUCAGCUGUAAAUAAAUAUCGUACAAUUUUAACGUUGAAAAUUUUUUGUCGAAAAUUGACUGCAAUUCCAUUUAGUUAAAAAUCUCCAACCAACUUUUAGGAUUUCAUUGAUGAUAUCAAUGCAAAAAUUUCAAGACUUUCUAAAGUUAACAACCUAUUUGUAGAAAAACUUGUAGUAGUGAUAAAAACACCAAAGAGAAAUAAGUUCAUCUUGUUUGCACCUAAUUAUAAAAAUAAGAAUGAUAAAGUUAAUGGUAUUUAUGACAUUUUAAGCUCUGUGAAAUAAUACAGCAAAUACUAAAACUGGUUUACGGAUUAAGUUUCCUGUUAAGUCGAGUCAUGCAGGACUGCGUCGUUGAUAGAUGAAAAGUAUUUGUCCUCUUGCCCCUUACGUGACUAGUCACGUAACUGGUACACUAGUCGAGUUUUGCUGUCACGUGAUGAUGGGGUGAGGAAGUACACGGAAGUCGAGUUUUGGCGUUUGACCGUAUGUUGGAAUUAAAGAGCUUUAUUUAUUAAGUCAUUCUAGAUGAUAAUUUUAUCUUUUGGAUAGGAUAUUCAUCUUAGGUCACGGAUUGUUUGUCCAUCUGCGACUCGCAGAUAAUUUGACAAAAGUUUUAUUAUCGUUUAUUCAGAAUUAUUGAUAUCUGAACGUAACGACUCUCAUCAAAUAUUAAGUCGGCGGUACUCGUCUCGCUUGACGGCCGACCGAUGGCCGUUGGAACGGACAGAAUCCAAAUCUUUUUUAUGUCUUACCCAAUUCAAAUUUAGGCGUAGGCUGAAAAAGCGCCAUGUCGUUAGAUGUUGUCUAGUUGUCUUGGUCAGAGAGAAAAAGGCGCGCUGAACAAGAUAACAUAUGAAUGAAAAUACUGAUAAUCCGUUGAAGUGUUCUAAAACACUUUACCUAGUCAUGUUUAAGUAAUUGUCGUACAGUUAAUAUUAAUCAUUUAUAAUAAUAAACCUUUUAUUGAAUCUUCGA
Actinia tenebrosa (Australian red waratah sea anemone) is the source of this 3250-nucleotide messenger RNA. RefSeq names its product mitochondrial adenyl nucleotide antiporter SLC25A25. Gene Ontology annotation, cellular component: mitochondrial inner membrane. Gene Ontology annotation, biological process: transmembrane transport. Gene Ontology annotation, molecular function: calcium ion binding. NCBI's taxonomy places the organism in Eukaryota, Metazoa, Cnidaria, Anthozoa, Actiniaria, Actiniidae. The record is from RefSeq and is a predicted model, not a curated record.